UAAACGUCUCGGCUGAGCUCGUUGCUAACUUAGUUUCGUCUUCGCUUCGCGCAAGUCGUCUUCGUAUUUUCUUAGUCAUAUAUAUAUGUAUAUAUAUAUAUAUAUGUGUGUGUAGAUGUGUGUUUAUGUGUAUAUAUAUAUAUAUAUAUAUAUAUAUACACCUUUCUCUUUUUUGUUUUUUUUUUAACUUUCCAUAUCUGUAAUAUUUCAUUUCCACGAAAUUUCUUUAAAUGUACAAUACGAACUUUUAAACGUGUCCGUGAUAUUGUCAAAAGUUUCAAUGUUUUUGGAGAUUUAAAAUUUUUGUCAUCGAGAAAAAUCUAAGAAACGAAGUGAUUGUUCAUAAAAAAAAACAUAUAUAUACAUAUAUAUACAUAUAUAUGUAUAUAUACACAUUUACAUAUAUAUAAAUAUAUAUAUAUAUAUAUAUAUAUAUACAAUAAGUAAAAAGUAAAGUGAAAGGUGAAGAUUGAUCCAUAAUACUGGGGAUGAAGCCGCUAAAGGAUCAACGUAAUGAUUUUAUCAUGAAAUAAUAAAGCCCAAGGAUGAAGGAAGGCAAGGAUAUCGAUGAUCAAAAAACGGGGAACGACAACGGCGCAUACGUACAUUGUUCCGAGAAAAUUAACGAAGAUAAAUUGGACGUUACAAAGGAUAUAAUUAAAAAUUCUCACGGUAUCCAUCGCGAGAUACAAGGCUCGUCUGACUUUAUCUUGAUCGAAGAGCCAGGGGAUGAUGGUGCAAAGCGAAAGAAUAACUUUUUGGAUUCGACAUUACGAUUGGCAAAUCGUUGGGUCAAAUUCACUUGUUCUAAAAGAAAAUUAUAUAAAAGAUUACCAAUUUUAAGUUGGUUACCACGUUAUAACAAUCAAGAUGCACUUGGAGAUUUGGUUGCUGGUAUUACCGUAGGAUUGACUGUAAUUCCACAAUCGCUUGCUUAUGCAAAUGUAGCUGGACUACCAACAGAGUACGGAUUAUAUGGCAGUUUUUUGGGAUGUUUCAUUUACAUAAUAUUUGGUUCCUGCAAAGAUGUACCAUUUGGUCCUACUGCUAUACUUUCUUUAUUAACUCAUCAAUCUGUUGCUCAUUUGGACGCGCCAGAAAAGCAUGCGAUAUUAUUAUGCUUUUUAGUAGGUGUCGUUGAAUUAAUCAUGGGAAUUUUCGGACUCGGAUUUUUAAUUGACUUUGUAUCCGGUCCGGUUAGUUCUGGAUUCACUUCGGCAGUAGCACUGAUAAUAGUUACGUCACAAAUAAAAGAUAUCCUAGCUGUCUCUGCCAGGGGAUCUACCUUUGUACAGAUGUGGAAAAGCAUUGCCGAGUGCCUUUAUCAAACAUCGAUAUGGGAUACUACGCUUGGUAUAUGCUGCAUAGGUAUCCUAUUAAUACUCAGGAUGAUAUCUUCCUUUACAAUUGGUCCUGACAAUGAAGAACUUCGUACCAAAAAGCAGAGAAUAAUAAAUACGCUUAUAUGGUUGACCUGUACCUCAAGGAAUGCACUUCUUGUUAUUGUUUGCGGUUUAUUAGGAUAUCUUUUUAGUGCCGCACAUGAUGCACCCUUUCAAGUAAUUGGUCCCAUACCAGGUGGUAUGCCCACUUUACAACCACCUCCAUUUGGUUACAUCAAAGACGAUAAUACUACAGUCACUUUUAUAGAUAUGUGUACGAAUUUGGGAAGUGGUAUUCUUGUUCUUCCACUUAUUUCUUUGAUGGAGGAUGUGGCUAUUUUCAAAGCAUUUUCACAAGGAAAGUCAGUUGAUGCCACACAAGAAUUAAUAGCUAUUGGUUUAGCGAACGUUGGUAGUUCCUUUGUACAGGCUUUUCCAGGCACAGGAUCUCUUAGCAGAAGUGCCGUAUGUCAUGCUUCUGGAGUUAGAACACCAAUGAGUGGUCUAUAUGCUGGAUUAUUGGUGAUAUUGGCACUUCUUUUCCUUACACCUUACUUCAGUUAUAUACCAAGAGCUAGUUUAGCAGCAAUCAUCAUAUCUGCCGUUGUCUUCAUGGUCGAAGUGAAGGUCAUUAAGCCAAUGUGGAGAACCAAAAAGUCUGAUCUAAUCCCAGGAUUAGGAACUUUCAUUGCUUGCUUGGUGCUGCAACUUGAGAUUGGAAUUCUCUGUGGGAUUGGUAUGAAUGUAUUGUUCAUUCUUUACCAUGCAGCAAGACCAAAAAUAUCUGUUGAAAAAUUAACUACACACUGCGGGAUCGAUUAUCUGAUGUUGACGCCAGAUCGUUGUUUGAUCUUUCCUUCUGUGGAUUAUGUGAGAAAUUUAGUGACUAAAUAUAGUCACAGGACAGAGAGCGUAGAGACACCAGUUGUGAUAGAUUGUUCACAUAUUUAUGGAGCAGAUUUUACAGCUGCUACGGUCGUCGAAAGUCUGACCAAAGAUUUUGCAGUUAGAGGUCAACCCCUUUUCUUCUAUAAUUUAAAACCUUCUGUCUAUGCUGUAUUUGAAGGCAUCGCACCGACAAAUUUUGUUGUUUAUUAUGCUCAAGAAGCAUUGGACGAUUUAUUAAAAGAAAGAGGCUAUUUCAAUCACAUUAAACGAGUUUCACUAUCGACAUAAGUUUAAAUCAAUGUGUCUUCAAGGAACUGUGUAUCACUUAGGAGUGUUCGAUUUGACAAAGCAAAAUGAAAUGCUGAUAAAUCGAUUAUCACAAAGACAUGGUACAAUUAAAUAAACUUAAUAAUAGAAAAUUUAUGAGUAGUUAAAAGUGUGUUUCUACUGAUUCAUUUCUUAUCCUUCAAUAUGUAUAUAUAAUUCAUAAAUGCAUCUCGACUAUAAAGGAAACUUUGAUUUUCUUAAAUCUACAGAUCAUUUUUUUAACCUAUUAAAUACUCAUUUUUCUUUUCUACUUAUUUGAUUAUAAUUUAUUAUUUAAAAAAAAAAAAAAAAAAAAAAAAAAAAAGAAAAAAAAAGAAAGAAAAAGAGAGAGAAAAAAAUACAUGCAUAAUUAAAAAAUAUAAAGAAUCAAAGCUUUCACUUAUCUCGUAUAAUAUCAUCGUAUUAUUAGUUAUCACAGUUAGCUUUAGAAUUUCGAAUGGUAAUAAAUAAUAUCAUCAAAUUGAAAAUAAUGCUCAAGAGCUGAUCGUUUAUUGGCUCUUUCACGGAUACAACAUGGCGCACGAUGGAACCAUCCAAUCAAUCGAGUGUCCGGGAGAUGUCACGUGACUCGUAACUGUUGCAUUUGGAAGUACUAAUAGCGUCAUGAGCCAAUCGGAAUUUGUUCAAAGUGUUCACAACGAAUACUCUCGCGUAAUAGCGUGGUAUAUGUAGAGUGAAAUAAAGAGGAAAAAAAAAAGAUGUCGGAAAGGAAAGGAGUAAACGUACGGGUCGCGUAUGGUGCCAUCUGACGGUCGUGUGCGAGCAGUAGGAACAGAGCGAUAUGCAGAAGGUAGUCCUGCUCGCCAUAUUUGUUAUUAUCGUCGAUGGGGUAGGCUAGCUGGCGGAGUAUCGGAGUGGUGAGGUGUGCGAGAACGAGAAAGAGAGUGGGCGAGAGAAAGAGAAAGAAAGAGAGAAAGAGA
Molecule: messenger RNA, 3517 nt
Organism: Vespa velutina
Lineage: Eukaryota; Metazoa; Arthropoda; Insecta; Hymenoptera; Vespidae
Gene: Esp
Product: sodium-independent sulfate anion transporter
Exons: 12
Coding region: 546-2558 (670 amino acids)
Biological process (GO): transmembrane transport
Cellular component (GO): membrane
Molecular function (GO): sulfate transmembrane transporter activity
Source: RefSeq, a predicted model, not a curated record